Fusarium redolens is the source of this 2430-nucleotide messenger RNA. RefSeq lists its product as uncharacterized. Gene Ontology annotation, molecular function: catalytic activity. Gene Ontology annotation, biological process: nucleoside metabolic process. The coding region runs from base 1 to 2430 and encodes 809 amino acids. NCBI's taxonomy places the organism in Eukaryota, Fungi, Ascomycota, Sordariomycetes, Hypocreales, Nectriaceae. The transcript is spliced from 7 exons. The record is from RefSeq and is a predicted model, not a curated record.
AUGACCAAAGCAAUCACAGUAUUGAUGACCCUCCUGUGUACCGCAUUCGCCCAGAUCGACAGAACCUGUAUCGACAUUGCCUUCAACUCUGAAACAAACACGUUAUCGGGUAAAUGCCAGCCUCGUGAUAACUCAGGCUACAUCCCGUCCGAGUUGGACCUCAAUGACUGUUUCGGGUACGAUGGCACCAACAUUACACCAACCUACCAUGGAAACUUUGCUGAAAGCUGUCACGGAUGCGAGAUGUUUGUAGCGCCUGAUCCGUGGUAUGGUGGUGCAGAGUACUGGAUCAGGUGCACUUGUAAGGGGCAGAGUGGAAAGGUCGCUGUUCCUCUUGAAGCCGCUGUUGCACAUGAGUAUACUUUCUCAGCUCGGGAGUUCAAGGGCUUAUGCUUACUCAGCCCUUAUCUCAGCAAACUCUACCUACGUUUUCACUAUUUCGGGAAUAAUAAUGGCGCUUUCCGGGACGCACUCAGAAACGCUGAUAUCAAGGUAAUGGAACGAUGUGCCCAGCUUGGAGCUGCACCUGAUACGAGAUGGGAGCUACCUGAAGCCGACGGCUGUCGGUGCCUGUCUGAGCGUCGGCAUACCCACCACAGGCCUAUCGACGAGCUAUUGGAGAGCGUCUACUUGGGCGAAGCCCCAAUUGACAAGAGCGUCGACGCUUUGAAGUGGCUUCUGGGAAGGAAGUUUGACAUGACAGAGCAGAGAGAUCAGCCCUGGUACGACGCAAACGACUAUUGCGAUCAUGUCCCUGAAUUUCUUAUCACUAUCUUGAACAAGAGCCCUGAUCGUGUCCGCACAGAAGGCAUAUGCCAGAUGAUCAAAUUGCUGCACAGCUAUGAUUACUCGCUCCCUUUCCACAUGAACUUUGCGUCCUAUUUGGGUCGAGACUGGGAAGAUAUUGGACUUCCAGGUCCUCUCUCAGGGCCUCUAGACGUGGCUCUACGCUCUCAUUGUCCACCUUACCUUCUUGAGCUUGCCCUUCGAGAUUAUAUGCGCCGCCUCGUAGAAUUCGGCGUUGCUUAUCUGGGGGGCUCUCCUCUCAUGCAAAGUGAAGCUGCAGACGUGUUGGAGCAGAAGAUCGAGGUUCUUAUCAAGUAUCAAGUGCUCAACCAGCUUGAAGAGACCAUGCUAAGAGGCAUCGUGGAGUCUAUGCGAUCCAUGACUACUCCUACAAAGGCUAGCAACUUUGGCGUAGUCGAUGAUGGGGAUUCUCUGUGCUGCUGGGAAACGCUAUACAGUGCGAUCCUCCCUUUCAAGACUAUUGAAGAACAUUGGAUUUUGGACGACUGGGAUCUCAUUGAUCCAACCAUUUCCUGUUGUCUUCCUCAUGAAUGCCAUCGUUUCAACAUUGACCCCGACUGCAAUGUUUACAAGAUGUAUCACGACUAUCAGAUGCAGAACGACCAGAUUAGGCCGACGUUGAACCGUCCGUGGGGUAGCGAGGGGGUUGUAAAGAGAGAGGAUGGAAAGUGGGUACAUCGCGAACGGAGUCGUUUGUUUCAUAGCAACGAUUAUACAGGUCUAGGAAUGGUAGGAAUGGUAGGGGGAGACUUUUCGAGAUUACCAAGCUGGACUGAGGGCUGCAGCUACGCGGAUAUUGAGAAGGCUGUAUUGGCGCCUUUGCCAGAAGACUACGAGACAGCCAAAGCCUUGUUGGACGAACCCGAGCCUGAAUAUCAUCUGUCACACUCGGGAGCUGCAUGCUCUCGUGGCAAAGUUGGCCCUCACAAUGUCGUCCUGGUCGGAAAAGCUGAGGACAUGCUCAAUGUUUCUACUUUUGUCAAAGACACAGUCGACGAUGUACUCGAAGCCUUCCCAUCUAUUCGAACGGGCUUUUUGAUUGGAAUCGAUGGUACAGCACCUGAGGAGAGCCUUGCAAAACCAGGCGAUAUCGUCGUGGGAUUUCCGCAAGGCUUUCAACCUGGGCUAGUUCAGUUCGAUGUAGAUGAGACAACUAUCUCUAAUCGCAUCUCAACGACUUUUGAAAUGAGCCAUCCACCCUCUUGUAUCAAGUCCGUCUUCAAUACCAUCCAAUCCCCGGAGGGUCGUCGGCACUGGGGCGAAUAUCUGCAACAUCAAUCAUCUCGAGCAGAGCUUGCCUCCACAAAGGACUGCCAGCCGCUUAAACAAGAUCCCAGUAAACCAAACAAAAUCUUACGGGGCAUAGUAGCAUCGUCUGCUCGUCUCUUAUCUGAUCGUGAUUUGACCAACAAGGUCGGAAGCGACAGCAAGAUCAUGUGUUUCGAACGAGCAGCUGCCAAAUGGCCACAGUCAUAUAUGCCAUGUUUGUCUCGCAUCGAAUCAGUGCUGUCCAACUCAAAGAAGAACAUGCCUUUACAGCUCUAUUUCAAUACGAUCGAUUUGAUCUGGACCGUCCUGGAUUUCGACUGGUACGCCUUGAAAAAGGCGUUCAAUCUCAAUUGA